Molecule: messenger RNA, 1604 nt
Organism: Lindgomyces ingoldianus
Lineage: Eukaryota; Fungi; Ascomycota; Dothideomycetes; Pleosporales; Lindgomycetaceae
Exons: 6
Coding region: 134-1384 (416 amino acids)
Source: RefSeq, a predicted model, not a curated record
GACGCUUGACAUUUCACGAGACCUAUUCGAAGGAUUUCUAGAGAAGUACAAUGCAUUUUGCGAAUUUUGGAACUGUGCAUUUGUGUUUGGUCGAAAGUUCGAGGAAAAGGAGUUUGAAUUUCCAUCUUUUCGGAUGCGACGGACACCUACGCUCAAUGAUUGUAAUAUUUUCGAGUCGAGUUUCGUUCUGCGGCGUGCUGAACUGAAUAAUCGCAAGCUGACUGAAGGACAAUCGCCAUGGUCCAUUCGUCAAACUGCGGUGUAUCACCGCCGUAUCCCCAUUGUUUUUACUGAACAUGAUUCAGAGUCGGGGCACAAUGCUCUGAGAUAUAGAUCCGUCUUUCUCCUUAUUUCUCCAUCAGAAUCUUUUGAAAAGCAAUUGGCACUCUGUGCUGAUUCUUUUGCGAGAGAGCUGGCAAUGUCUUGGCAAAACAUUGUAAGGUUGCUCGUUUCUGAUGCUGCCAAGGGGUGGCGAGAAUACAUGGCUUGGAUGGAAGAGGAAAUAAUGGAACAGUCUAACCGUCUAGUGUUUGCGAAGGUCGACUCCGAAAGGGAUAGUUUUGAUCCACUUACGGACUACCAAAUUAGUUUCAUAGAUCGACAAAGACUGAAGCAACUUGAGGACAAGGUAAACGAUCUUGGAAUAAUUCUCUCAACAAUGCAACAGAAUGUCCUUGGAAUAUGCGACUACACUCGUAAAAUCGGCCAAGAAGAGUACCAUGCCGAUGGAAACGUCGUCGAUGCGAUUAUCGAAGAGCUCGAAGAGCAAGCCAAGGAGAUAGAGAUGCACGUAAAGAGAGGAGAAGCUCUUAAAGCAAGGCUAAAUUCUGUCACAGAGCUACUUUCCGAUCUCUUAAAUUACGAGGAUGCAAUAGCGUUGAAGGCUAUUGGACGUGAAGCGCAAGUUGAAAACCAAUCAAUGCAUAAGCUCGCAGAAAAGAGCACUAACGAUGCCGCAGCAGUUAAAGUCUUGACGGUGAUCGGCCUCGUGUACCUUCCUGUCACAGUUGUUACCGGCUUUUUUUCUACACAAUUCGUAAACACCACGGAUGGUCAGAGCAUGCAAGUGUCCAGAAGCGCCUGGCUACUAGCAGCAAUAUCCAUACCCCUAACGGUUCUAACGAUUGCCACUUGGUGGUCUUGGGUGCAUCUCCACCUUCGCGUGCCUCCGAAGUUGUCACUGCCAGGAUGUUCCAUUCGUAGGGUUGAUUUCCGUGACAGGCUCCAAUCUAUUCGCUUGCAGCUUGGGAGAAGAGCAUUUCCUGAUUUGGAAAGUGGGUCUAAUUUGCGCUCCUCUGAAGGCUGUGCUCCAUCUCCGCCACCGUCAUGCAAACUAUACUCCAGAAGCUGCUCGGAAGGGACAGAGGCGACGAAGGUUGGCUGAGGAAACUUCGUUGCCUGGUGGACCGGGCCAAAUAUUUCAUGCGGUUGGAAAGCAGUUCGCCUGAUACGCAUUUCCCCACAGGUGCUUGUGGCCACCUUCUAAGGAGACAAGACACGUGAGGGUAGGUUCGGAGCAGGUGAGGGACAUGAGAUACGAGAUACGAACGCUUCUCCAUUUUGAGCACUAGCAAUGAUCGCGAGGCACAAUUGAGCAAGCACAU